Pecten maximus is the source of this 1155-nucleotide messenger RNA. Its product is annotated as transforming growth factor-beta-induced protein ig-h3-like. Gene Ontology annotation, biological process: cell adhesion; extracellular matrix organization. Lineage: Eukaryota; Metazoa; Mollusca; Bivalvia; Pectinida; Pectinidae. The record is from RefSeq and is a predicted model, not a curated record. Gene Ontology annotation, cellular component: extracellular matrix. Gene Ontology annotation, molecular function: cell adhesion molecule binding. The transcript is spliced from 6 exons. Bases 196 to 1077 code for a protein of 293 amino acids.
UUCUUAUCUAUUGUCUUCACCAACGUGACUGAUCAUGUGGCCUAAAUACUGACCACAUGUGACAGAAAUACACGUAUGUUUCACCAGACAGUCAAACUCGUAUCUAGGUUGGACACGUGCGAAAUCACGUCACAACAUUGUACAAGAAGCACAACCUGACCGAAUUUCUUGGACAGAAGAAGAAAUAAAUCCAUAAUGAACGGACCAUGUAUUCUCGGACUUGUGUUACUCUGCGGGAGUGGGUUAGCCGAGGAAAAUGUUUUGAUGACAGCUGUAAGGCUGGGAGGUAAAACCCUGGGAACGUUAGUACAGAGCACUAAUUUGACGGGCACGCUCAGUGGAACAGGACCGUUCACAUUAUUUGCUCCUGUGGACAAAGCAUUCAAAGCUCUUAACCAGAGUGUCCUCGAAAAACUGUCAGGCGACAAGGAGCUGUUGACCAGGGUAUUGUCGUAUCACGUGGUCAGCGGGAAUGUCACUUCCGGUCAGCUGAAAAACGACAUGGUCGUCGAUACGGUGGAGGGGACAUCAAAACUCAGGACCAACAUCUACGGUUCAAAGGUGACGGUAGACGGGGCGAAUGUGAUACUACCUGACCAAUUUGCCACUAACGGUGUCGUCCAUAUGAUAGAUAGAGUGCUUUACCCACUCCCCACACAAAACCUCUUGACGUACGUCGCGGGCACGCCGUCAUUGUCACAACUCGUCUACGCCGUGUCCAUGGGAGACCUAAUAGACUUCUUCAAAGGCGGACCCUUUACCUUAUUUGCACCCACGGAUGAAGCGUUUGGUAGACUACCACCUGGGCUUCUAAGCAAUCUCCUGUUGAAUAAGACGGCACUAAACAAUGUGUUGGAGUACCACGUCAUCCUAGGGACUGUCUACAGUGCUGGUCUGAGUGACAACCAACGAGUCCAGGCUGCUAACAAUCAGGACCUCACUGUCAAGAUCGAAGGAGAAAACGUCAUAAUAAACGACGCCAAAGUAACCACUGCUGACGUCACUGUGACGAAUGGAGUGAUCCACAUCAUCGAUACGGUCCUUCUGCCGCCAUCCGUAGCCGCAGGAUACAGCUGAUAAAAGUUAAUUUUCCCGACUGUAAAUAUGUAAAUAUAUUAUACUAACUAUUGUAAAUAAAAACUAACAUAAGUUUAA